Triticum turgidum subsp. durum (durum wheat) is the source of this 1437-nucleotide messenger RNA. The record is from the annotation of a GenBank genome assembly. NCBI's taxonomy places the organism in Eukaryota, Viridiplantae, Streptophyta, Magnoliopsida, Poales, Poaceae.
AUGCAAAACCCCAGCAAACUGUCCGCCGUCUCUCUAGCCAGACCCCCUGCUUUUUCCGGGCUCCAAGGUUGGGCUGACCUCCCAGAUUGCUUGCUCCAUUCCAUCGUUGCUCGGUUGGCCUCUGUCCGAGACAUUCUUGGCUUUGCUGCAACAUGCCCCUCUUGGCGUGCUGUGUUUUCCUACCCAUCCAAAUCUACGUUCCGCACAAAAUGUCCGCCUCUCCUCAUCCAACCCAAUGUUCGUGUACAAGGUCCUCUUCUUCCUUCUACUAAUGGUUGCCGUGAUAUGUACACAUGUAAGGUUAUUGAUCCAGCCAACCCGAAAGUCGCCCUUCAUUGCCAGAUUCCUCAAGAAACCCUGGAGAAGAUGACGUGUAUCGGCUCUUCCUAUGGUAAUCUCAUCUACUACCGCGAUCGGUAUUGUCGCUUGGUCGAUGUGUUCACAGGUGUGGAGGUUUCAGCUCCACGUCUCCCACCCAUUGCCAAGGGUCCAAAAUUCUGGUUGUAUGGCAUUUUAACAGCCCCCUUGGCAUCACACAGCACACAUCUCCUUGUCAGCACCAAGUUCUACCUGUUUGAUUCGCCUAUUGGAAGCAACUCUUGGUCCCAAGUCCAGCUUCCUUAUAUGUUGAAAACGGACCAGAUUGUGGAAUUCAAUGGUCAGUUCAUUCUCUCGAAUGGCAAUGGGCGGUUCUACUCCGUGCAGCUGGCCCCGCAGCUUGGCCUGCAGGAGAUAACAACCGACAAGCAGGGCUGGAGUCAAGAACCUCGUGAUAUGACAGAGGUGCUGGUUUGUGGUGACAUGCUUAUCGUUCUCAUUCCCCUUGCUUAUGAGCUCUACCGCCUUGACUUGUCGACCAAGCCCGCGACAGUGAUGACCUUGGAGAAGCUGGACGACUGGGCACUCUUUAUCCAGGCGGAAGAAAAGGGCACACCACUUUGGUGCAUGAGUCCGGAACAAUGGGGAGGAAGGAGCAACAGCUGGUACUAUGCCGACGAUGGAUCUCUGCCUUGGACUCUAGACGGUCCGUUUCAUGAACCGGACCCUGUGCAGGAUGCGCCUCCCGUCGAUCCUGACGUGGGAAGCCAGGAUGGAUGGGGAGCGUGGAGCAACACCUCGCACUCUGCCGUCCUCGACUCUUGGUAUCUACACGAGCCGGAUCAUGUAUCAGAACCCGUGCAGGAGACACCAUCUGGCGAACCCGUCCCGGACGCGUGGGGAGCCAGUGCAGUUAGCUUUGCUGCCCUUGAGCCUUGGGAUCCACACGAGCCGGAUCAUGUGUCAGGACCCGUGCAGGACACACAAUCUGACGAAACCGACGUGGAUGGGUGGGGAGGCAGUGCAGACAACUUUGCCUAUUGGCAUUCCCCUGAAAAGGAAGGUUUGCCGAUCUGGCUGUACCCAAGCAUGGUCUACUCCGAUCCUGCCCAACCAUAG